GGCCCCAGCCUCAGUUGGCUGAGCAGAAGAGGCGUUAUCGUCAUUUAUUGUCAAACCACCAAAACAACAAAAGCAAGGAAAGGUGUCUCGGGAGUCUUUGCUCCCUCAAGUUCUGACACAUAAUUAUCAAUUGAAGAAAUACAAAUCAAGUAGUAACCAUUUCUAACCAAUUGCAGUUAUUGCAUGACUGUGGAGUUGAUCUACAUUGUAUGCAGCUUGAUCCCGUCAACAAUCCAAUUCUUCAGAUUCCCAUAUUAUCCUCAGACUCCAGAUCCCUUCAAUCUCAAUUCUCCACCUCCAAUUCUCCACUAUCACCAUCAUUAUAUCCCAAGAUGUCUUCAUGUUUUGGCUCGAGAAAGUCAAAAGGUGAUGACACUCGUCCAUUACUGCCUCAAUAUGAGGAUGAUACUUCAUUACAGAGAACGGUGCAUCAGAAAUUGCACACGUAUCAGAUGAUUAGAGCUUUAUCCAAGGGAUUCAUGCCAUCUACUGAACAAGCUAUAAUCAAUAUAAGAACUUUACUGGCAUCAGAUGUUUUGAACCCGGACAAUCCAGAAUUGACAGAUAGUGGCAGGCGAUUGAUCAAAUUCUCGAAGCAAUGGCUUACGGAGUUCAUUGAAUUGUUACGAAAUAAGAAUGACGGAGAUCAGAUUCAAGACUUUAUAUGGUUUUUGAUACACUCAAGAAUCUCUGUCAAUACAUCAGAUCUUAUCGAAAGAGCCACAAGCACAAGAGCAAAGGCAGAUGCCUCAGCUGCAUAUGCAAGUAUCAAAACUGUCGGUAGUCUUCUAUUGACAAACUCCGAUUUUCGGAUAUUCCUCUCAGACCUCAAUACCAUUGGUCGACAGGUCUUUGCAGAUACAGCGAAGACGGUAUCAGAUGUUGCAGACGAUGCUGCGAAUAAAAUCGAGCCUUCGAAUGUCGAAAAUGAAGCAAUGAAGAAGCCAGGAGAGGAGCGAAGCGAGCCUAUUCCCAAAGAAGACCUCCAAGCUGAAGCAAGUGAGAUAGGGGAGGUUGUCACGAAUGGCUUGAAAAAGGCAGGUAGACAAGCAGGUGAAAGUUUGAAGGAAAACAUUUCUGGGGAGCAGAGAGAGACUCUACGGUAUCGUUUGAAAGAAGCGGUUACGAAAUUGACAAAACGAAAUGAUUAUUCAGAUUCGGUCGACACAAUUGGUCUUCUCAUUCAAAGAUACGCCAAAGCUUAUUCCAGAGCUGUGGAUGAAUCAAUCAGUGCUGUUCAGGAUGACGUUGAACCAAACCCAGCCCUUGAUCGUGCAGUGAAGAAUGGUUGGUCUUUAAUGAGUUCUUUUGGUGACAAAGAUGCGUGGAAAGAACUUGAGAAGCGAUUCAACAAAGUGAUGGAGCACUCUCAAAAGGAUCCCGAAUUCGAAAACCUCAUGGGAGAAUUGGCAAAAUCAAUUCAACAAAUGCUUUCCGAUCCAGAUUUCUUCGAUGCUGCGGCCAAUAAGGCCGAUGAAUUGAAAGAGAAGACCAAGGAAGUGGGCACCGAGUCACAUCUUCGAAAAGAUAUUGAUAACCUGCUCAAACAAGCACGCACAACAUUUGAUUCGGUAAUGAAUGACCAAGACGUCUCCAAACUGGUUCACACAACGUUGAAAAUAUGGAACAUUCUCAACCCACUCAAUAAAAAUUCUAACACCGAACUCUUCACUGAUUUGUCUACCGUCUUAAUACCCAUGUUCAUCUCUGCCAUCCAAUAUGUACCAAUUCCUCGUCUCGAGAUAUCCGUCCCAGAAAUUGAUCUUCUUCUGGAGAACCUGAUCCUCGAACCCGGUAGAACUAUUAAUCAUACCAGUUUUCUACCUUAUCGACUCAAGAUCCAAACCUAUAAUGAUCUCUCCAUUCAAAAAGCUCGAUUCCGUACUUUUUCAAAGGUUACUUCUAUGGUAACAGUCAAAAUUCAAGGGCUCUCAAUCAGAGCAGAUGAGGUUGGAUUCUGGCUCCGAGCACACAAAAGUUUGUUUUGGCUAGCCGAUGAAGGAAUCGCUUCUUUCGAGCUUGACGACAGAGGUAUUGACAUCGAGUUCGAUGUUGAAAUUGGCCACAACAAACUUGAGAAAAUACUCACUUUGAAAGAUACACGUGUUAAGAUCCAUCAUCUUUCAUACACACUCAGCAAAUCAAAAUUCGCUUGUUUAGCCUGGAUUUUCAAACCUCUCCUUCGCCCUAUCCUCCGCAAAACUCUUGAAUACCAACUAUCCACUGCCUUGGCCGAUUUCUUCCACGCUGCUAAUCGCGAACUCCUCUAUGCACGUGAACGUCUUCGUGCAACGAGAAUAUCCUCGCCAGAUGAUAUUCAAACUUUUAUUAAAGCAAUUAUCACGAGAUUGAAGCCAGAAGAAGAUCCGGAUCUUUAUCUAAAUGUGGGAGUUCAAGGGGGCGCAGAGAGCAAAGGAAAUGUUUUCAAGGGGGUUUAUGCGCCAGGUAGUGUGGUUAAGCUCUGGGAUAGGGAGGGCAGGGAUGCGGGGGAGAUCGUAGAGGCAGAGGCAGAAAACAAUGGUGGUUGGAGAAAUGCAGUAUUUGAUGUUGGAGGGCAGGGACAGGGGGUUAUGGGCUGGUAGGAAGCUAUGUGUGUUAGUACGGAACGGCGGUAUACAUGUCGCAAAGGCAAGUCAAAGCCAAGAAGGAAUCAAAUUGUAAGAUAGAUGAUCGCAGUUCUCAUGUGGAUUUGGGUUUUAGCGAUUAACCUUUCAUUUUUCGCUUUUUUUGUCUUACUGACAUCACACGCAUCAUGGGAUUUAGACAGUGUGGAAAGUACACAAUUGACAUUAGUAUGGUAUGGUGUUAUAGUACCGGGUUAUUUAUUUCAAACAUAAAACAUAAUGAAAGUUAAUUUCAACCAUAUUCCAAGUCUAGCCAAGGGAAUAUAUGAAUGUGGAAAGUGAA
This is a messenger RNA of Botrytis cinerea B05.10, 2907 nucleotides long. RefSeq lists its product as hypothetical. Lineage: Eukaryota; Fungi; Ascomycota; Leotiomycetes; Helotiales; Sclerotiniaceae. Bases 333 to 2582 code for a protein of 749 amino acids. The transcript has 3 exons. The record is from RefSeq and is a predicted model, not a curated record. Gene Ontology annotation, molecular function: lipid binding.